This is a messenger RNA of Danio aesculapii, 6006 nucleotides long. RefSeq names its product docking protein 4 (gene dok4). Gene Ontology annotation, cellular component: cytoplasm. Lineage: Eukaryota; Metazoa; Chordata; Actinopteri; Cypriniformes; Danionidae. Bases 473 to 1471 code for a protein of 332 amino acids. The record is from RefSeq and is a predicted model, not a curated record. The transcript has 10 exons. Gene Ontology annotation, biological process: cell surface receptor protein tyrosine kinase signaling pathway; positive regulation of MAPK cascade.
CGCGCUGCACAAGCGUCUCGUCCAGAAACCCAAGACGACAACCAAGAGGACUCACUUGGAUUACUGACAGCAGGUCCCGACACAAUUUUCUCCUGAGAAAACUUGCCGGCGUUUUUCCUCUGUUAGGGUAAAAGCAAAAACAUCGCAUUUUCACCUUUAUAAAAGCAGCAGUCUUCUCGGAAGGGGCCGCACCUUCAGCUGAUCAGCAUCCAGAAAAAGGAAGCUCAUAAAGGUUUGGAACCACUCGAGGGGGAGUAAAUGGGGUCAUGAAGGAGUGAAGAAACACCUGGUCUGAAGAUCUAGAAGGUUUUCUGGAUGUAAAGUUGCAGAGAAGACAAGAUCGAGGAGGACUGGAAGAGCCGCGAAGAAGUGCAAGCAGGAGGGAAGGAGUUGGUUGGACUGGCUGAAGGGGGAAACCGAAGGGCUGGAUGCGAGCCUUCAUUCACUCUAGAAGUUCGCCGGUUCCUCAGAGAUGGCCACCAACUUCAAUGACAUUGUCAAGCAGGGCUAUGUCCGCAUGCGGAGCAGGAAACUGGGGAUCUAUCGACGCUGCUGGUUGGUGUUUAAGAAGUCAUCCAGUAAAGGACCUCGCAGACUGGAAAAAUACCCUGAUGAGAAGUCAGCCUACAUCAGAGCCUGUCCUAAGGUGACAGAGAUUAGUAAUGUGAAGAACGUCACAAGAUUGCCUCGUGACACGAAGCGACAGGCCGUGGCCAUCGUUUUUACAGAUGACACCUCUCGAACCUUCACCUGUGAAUCAGAGCUGGAGGCUGAGGAGUGGUUUAAGACCUUGUCUAUCGAGUGCCUGGGGACGCGUCUGAAUGACAUUAGUCUUGGAGAGCCAGACCUCCUGGCCGCUGGAGUUCAGUGUGAACACACAGAGCGCUUCAAUGUAUUCCUGUUGCCCUGCCCGAAUCUGGACAUCUACGGUGAGUGUAUGAUGCAGAUCACACAUGAAAACAUCUACCUGUGGGACAUUCACAACCCUCGCACCAAGCUGGUAACCUGGCCGCUGUGCUCGCUGCGUCGAUACGGACGAGACGCUACACGCUUCACCUUCGAGGCCGGCAGGAUGUGUGACAGUGGGGAAGGCCUGUACACUUUCCAGACACGGGAAGGAGAGCAGAUCUACCAAAGGGUUCAUUCUUCCACGCUGGCUAUAGCUGAGCAGCAUAAGAGAGUCCUCAUGGAAAUGGAGAAAAACAGCAAGCUUUUAUCCAAGGGUCCAGAGGGGACGUCCUACCCUUGCACCCCAACAGCAAUCUUACCACGAAGUGCUUUCUGGCACCACAUUACCGGAUCACAGGCUGGAGUGGACUCUGCUAAUGGUGACCUCUACGGUGAUCCUCAACCAGGAAUGGACAGUGACCUCUUCUCUAAACGCCUUCCUCCAGAAAGACACUCGACACUUCCUAUGGGCCGUGGCUGCCCUCAACCCCCGACACAUUACCCCUCGUACCCCAGCGAGUGAGCGGCUCCGCAGUGAAUCCUUCACGUUUUUCACCUCCUGACCUCCCUCCACACUGCACUCUGCCCUAAGUUUUUUCCAUCAGCUCUCCUUCAGCAGGGGAAGAUCCAUGCUGCCUCGGUUCCCCCUGAGCCUGCCAGCGACGACGAGGGCACGCACUGUGGAAAGAGGGAACGCACUGGGAAGUUUGGAGCAGGGCGCACAGACCCUUCAAACAGACACAAAAAAGUUGGAACCGGCUCACAGUGCAAUAUGGUCACUCUUGGUGGGAGUAGAAACUCUACUGUAGGUUCUUCUUAGUAGUAUCUCUUAUUCUAACUCUUAAUCUCGUGCACGCUCUUCAACCCUAUGCAUGGUCCCCCAUGGUAAGCAGCUUAGACACCUGUAGAAACCCCUACACGUCUAAGACACAACCACUGCGGCCCUGACGGAAGGGCCCUCAGAGGUAAACACUUCUGCUCUCCAGUGUGAGUAGAAAUCCAAAGUGUGUUUUGAUCAGAUGCUUUACUUUUCAUUAGAUUGGCAUGUCUGUUCGAGGACUCUGUGGAACCGGGAGCUGUUUCUGAGAGUGGCGUUUUGUACGGGCGUCCGGUUUGUUUCUCCUUUUCUCUUCUGUUAAAGUGACUUAAAUGGACAGUUGUAAUGUCAUCCCGCUCUCCGUGUCAUAAUGAAGAAAGCCAUUGGACGGAGGUGAGUGACUCGCUUGUGCGCUUUGUGUACUUGUUGAUCUUUUCAGACUCGCUGGCCCACUGUUUAUUGGGACGGUGUUUUGAGGGUCAGAGAUCCGCGUUUAGAGGGGAACAAAGAUUAUACCCGUCUAAGGUGGAGGAAUGAAUUAUUUAUUUAUUUAUUGAAGUUUACCAACAAAGCACAAGACAGAUUGCAGUGUAUAUUAGUAGGGUUUUCCUUAGCAGCUCAGCAGUUCUGUGUGUAAAAGGGUUUGUACUGGCAUUGUGAAAGAGGAGAAAAACAUCAGGGCUUUUCACACUAGAAACAAGUUAACCCUGAGUCAUUCUAAAUCUUCACGUUUCACGCUGCUUAUUAUUUAUACUAGGUAAACAACAACCUCCUGGGGGAUUUGUAUGAUUGGCUAACUAUGGGUUAAUGUCCGCAUUAGCAUAUUUCUUCACUGAUUGGACGAACGCAGCACAUGGCAUGACCAUAAGACUGUUUUGGAUCCUUUUGUUGUAUAUUUCUCCAAGCUAACAUAUUUAUGUCAAAUGAAUGGACUUUUAAGAUUAUUAAAUUCUAUUUUGGCUGUUUGACUUCUUUCCCUGAAAAACAAUACAAUCUGCAAUGUAUCUGUGACUGUCCAAGGCACAAGACUGUGAGACUUGAUUGCUAUCACUUGCUAAAUAUCUAGCCAUAUUAAAAUACAAUUGCGUUGUUUUGUUUCACAUGUUUGCCAAUUUUGGCAAGUUUUAUGUGUCAUAAGUAGGGUCAGACAGACAUUUUUUGCUAUUUCUGUGGAGAAUUUUGUAAAAAAAAAACUGCGGAUUUAUGCAGAAUUAUUUUGGAAGUAUUGUAACUAAAAGCUUAAUAUAUAAAAUAAAAAACAAUACCAUUUUAACUUUUAUUUAAUAUCUACAAUGCAAAUCCUAUUAAAUCCACUUAUUGGUUAAACAAAGCAAGUCUCUCACAUAAUAUAUCUACUAAAAGACAAAAAAUGUUACUUUACGAACUGUAAAUAAAUCAUUUUAAUAUUACUAUUGUUACAUCACAAUAAUAUUAGUGAAUUUAAUAUAAAAACUGAAUAAAUAUAAAGUUACACACAUUUACACAAGUAAAUACAGACUCAAUGAUGGGUUAAAAAUCUGCUGAUUUCUGCGUUUGCAGAUUCCAUGUGGGCUGUGUCAUCAUAAGUUAUAGAUUACAUGUUGCCUCAGCCUGAUCUCAAAGGAAACGCAACUUUUUUUACAUUUUGUCAGUUUAGUGGCUAAUUCAUAUAAAAUGUACAAUUUUUAAAAAGGAGACGUGGAACCAAAUGCCACCCCUAAGCCCACCCAUCAUUGGGGAUCAUACUACAAUGUACAAAUGAGAUUAAUACGAUCUAGCCACUUAAUCAAAAAGUUACGACUUGCCGUGAGUUGAAUUUGAUUGCCCUGUUUACAAUGCAGUCUACUCUGACUAGAUUACUUUUUUGAAAUAAUGUAACUGAUUACAUUUUAGCUCCUUUUUUCUUUUCUAAAUCUCUAGGCUAAUGAAUGUCUUCAAACGUUAAAACAAGAAAGGGUUACAGUUACAUUAAUACUCAACACUGAUUACUGUCAGGCUUUCAAAAAAUCCUUCACUUGAAUUAGGACCAAUGUUGGGGAUACUUUUGAAAGUAAUUCAAUGCAAUAUUGAGUUACUUCCCAAAAAAGUAACUAGUUGCGUUACAUAGUUACUUUUUAUGGUAAGUAAUGUGUUACGUUACUUUUGAGUUACUUUUUAAUACUUGUUCUCUUUCAAAACCUUUCCUUCUUUUUUUACCAGAUACAUUCUGCAAUUAACAACACUUUGUAUAACCUACACCUACAUUUACCUUUAAAAAAACACAUAAAACAAUUUGUAUAAUGUUAUCUGAGAACUUCCUGACCCCAGAGCUAAACAUGCCGUAUAUACAGAUUAUAGAAAGUUUAAAGCAAUGUAUUUACUACUUUUUUACUAUUUGUCUCAAGUAAAAUCACUGUCCCUUGAAUCCCCUUUACCUUUUCUUCGAUACGUUUAAAAUAAUGAACACUUUCUCUCAUUGACUGCUUGAUUCAUUGUGGCUACUUUCAUUUUAAUUCAUCAGUUUAUAUUUUAAAAGCUUAUUAAAAAAUGUACAUUUUCAAAAAGUAACUCAAAUAUUAUUACUAAUAUUAUAUAAAUAUAAAUAAUAUAAAUAUAAAGCAAUGCAUUAUUUUACAUGUUACUUAGAGAAGUAAUAUUAUUUCGUAACCCGCGUUACUUGUAACGCAUUACCCCCAACACUGAUUAAGACAAUAAUCCUAAAAAAAAUGCACAGCCAUUACAAAAUCAGCUGUUUUUACCUUCAGAUCACACUGAGGUAAAAUAAAGAUCACUAUGAUAUUAUUUAGGAAAUAAAACAAUUGCCUAUGAGCAUCCAACAGUGUCUUGGAAAUAAGCAGUUGGUCAUUAAAAUCAAGGCGUAUACUUGAAGUCAAUUAGGAAACAAAACAGUUAUCAAAUAAGCUUGUGUUACAUUAUAUGUCUAGAUCUUCACAUAUUAAAGUAAAAGAACUGAUCCAAAGCAUCAAAAUAGCAUCGCUUUACCAAACUGCCAUUAAAAUUGUAGAAGACAUCAACUUAACCAUGCUUUUACAUAAAAUAUUCAGCUUCAAUCAGAUUUUCUUAAAUAUCUGUAAAUUAAUUACAUUUUUCUCCCUAAUUAUAAUGAAAUACCACCUUUAUUUUGUAAUUUAAUUACAGAACGCCAUUAGAGUAAUGAUUUACAUCCUAGCAGCACUGAUGUUUGACAACUAACCCUGCUUUAUUUUCAUAACCUUUUCUUCAUUGAUAAAAGAUUGAGAAUGACAAUAAACAUGGGUUUCAGCACAGUGUGAAAAGCCCUACUGUAUCUUAAAUAAAGUGGUUGGCCUCAAACGAGACAUGUUUCUUGCUUUCCAGUAAUUUCCAUGAAAUGAAGGGUGCCAUAAUUGCUUUUAUUUCUCAGCAGACAUAAAAAUUGUGUGGCUCAUUGUCAAGUUCCUCAUUAAGGCAUUCAUUCUCAGUAACCCAUUAUGAUGGAUCUGCAGAUUAGCACAAAUUAAGCCAAGUUCCUCAUGCAAUCUGUUGGAAUUUGAUCAGGCUGGUUAGCCAUUGCUAGUUAAGCUAUUCUGCUCAUUUCUGUUGUGUCGAAUCAUUAACACGUGUCCUAAAGGUCAUAAAUAAACUCAAAUUGGUUAAUGUUGAGGAUCUAAAAAUGUUUUGUCUGCAACAGAAUUAACUUUGUUGCCUUAUCUGAUUGAGCUUCAGUCUUCAGGUUUUGACUGUCAUUCAGUGCUAGGAUUCAAUAGACCAUUUUGAGGGAUGCACACAGUAACAGUAGGCCUAACGUAUUUCCCGUUUUACAUUUUGACUUCCAUCGCUUCUGAGAAUCCAAAAAGGUCCACAUAUUAUUAAAUGAUGUUUUGAUAGCUGUUUUAAUGUUAAGAUAUGAUUGAAUUGCCUCUUGUUACAGUUAUGAAAUAGUUUGAUAACAAGCAGGAAAUGUUCAUGAGUCAAUAACAUCACUACAUUGAAAUGGUCUAUAAAUUAAGUGUGUACCGCAUUUAAAAGGACUUGAGAUGAUUUGAUUGUCAUUACUUUAUAUUUUGAUCAUAAACAAGAGGAUUCUGCCAGGUGCCCAUUGUAAAAAUUUGUUUAUUUUAAUUCUUUGAUAAUUGUUUCGACCUUUUCUUAAUGGUUGCCAAGUCAUCAAUCACUGUGUAUUGUUGCAAAACUCUGCCCACAUAAAUAACUGUACACUACCAUUCAAAUGUUCAGUGUCAGAUUAUUUUUGAUUGAAAUGUAUCCAGCAACGAUGCAUUAAAUUGAUAAAACAUGAGAGUAAA